Hyalella azteca is the source of this 1675-nucleotide messenger RNA. It is a transcript of the gene Xpac, whose product is annotated as DNA repair protein complementing XP-A cells homolog. Gene Ontology annotation, cellular component: nucleotide-excision repair factor 1 complex. Gene Ontology annotation, biological process: UV-damage excision repair; base-excision repair; nucleotide-excision repair involved in interstrand cross-link repair. The record is from RefSeq and is a predicted model, not a curated record. Bases 89 to 1135 code for a protein of 348 amino acids. NCBI's taxonomy places the organism in Eukaryota, Metazoa, Arthropoda, Malacostraca, Amphipoda, Hyalellidae. Gene Ontology annotation, molecular function: damaged DNA binding. The transcript has 6 exons.
UGUUUGCUUAGAUUUUUGGGUUUAAUAAAUAGUUCAUGUGAAGUUUAUUAACUAAGAACAAAGGUGUUUAAGUAAUAUUUUUCUCAGAAUGGCUAAUAAUAAACGAAGCAUAUUUGAUGAGAGCGACGAAGAAGAAGAAAUUUCAUCUGUCAGUUUAAAUUCUUCAGCAAAAAGCAAGGAUUUGCAUUCCAAACUCCAGACAAACAAUGACUUGUCACCUGAUAAGAAACUGAUGAAAACUGUAAAUCCUACAUCUGGAGAACAUUGUUCAAAGAUUAAUGACGUCCACAUUGAGAAUGAAUCGUCAAGCCAACAGACAUCACCUGAAGCUGCCAUUGCUUUGACAGCUGCACAGCGCGCCCGUAUUGAACAGAACCGGCAGAAGGCACUGCUCAUCAAAAGGGAGAAAAUGAACAAGAAAUUGCCUCCCAAGAAGAAGAGUGAGAUGUUGGAAUCUGAAGGAAAGAAGAUACUGCGUAUCAAUGAUACUAAGCUUGUGGAUACAGGAGGAGGCUUCUUUAUGGAAGAAGAAGAUGAAUUUAGCAACAUCUCCGAGGCAGAAGUUAUUGCUGCAUUGCGUAAGGCUGAGGAGCCUGCACCGCUGGUGGAAGAGGACAGGCCGCGCUGCAUUGAGUGCAACAGAACAUUCGACUCGUCUUAUUUGCUCAAAUGUUUUGAUCAUCACGUAUGUGACGACUGCAGAGACAACGAAUCUAAACACGCAUUGGUGACGAAGACAGACGCACGUACGGAGUACCUGCUAACAGACACAGAUCUGGAGAAGCGGCAGCCUCCCCUGCGGUACAUCGUCAGGAAAAACCCUCACAACGAACGCUGGGGCGACAUGAAACUUUACCUCAAGCUCCAGGUGGAGAAGCGCUGUUUGGAAGUCUGGGGAUCUGAAGAGGCGCUGGAAGAAGAAAUUGCCAAGAAAGCUGCUCAGCGGGAGGUUUCGAAGCAAAAGAAAUUUAAGAAGAAAAUGCAAGAGCUUCGCAUGAAUGUGCGCAGCAGUUUGUACACGCGUGCCACCAAGAGUCAUGAACACGAGUACGGGCCUGAGGAACACCUGGCAGACGACGAGUACAGCAAGACCUGUGUCACCUGCGGCCACUCCUACACUUACGAAAAACUCUGAGAAAUCUUGCCGCUCUGAGAGAAAACAGUGAGGUUUUGUCCUAAUAGCGAUGCACUUGUGCGAAUCAUCUGACCUAGCCCGGCUUUAAAGGCGUAUCAGUGCUACGUCAGCUCUCUGCUUGUUGUGGCUAAGAAAGUAUCAGUAUUUGGACGGUUUGACCCAAGAUUUUUUGAGUGCUGAGGCUUGCAGUGCCUCUUGUCGUUAGUUUGCAUGUAUUUUUCCACUGUACGAGAUUAAAUAAUUGCAACUUGUGAUCUCGUCGUUAAAAUCGACAUUUUUUGUAAAUGCGUCAUAGUGACUUUUUUUUAGCUUUUUACUAUUGAAUUUAGGUUUAAGCAAAUCAAAUUAGGUGAGAGAUGCGUAAAACUGUCCACUGUGAUAGAAUAUUCAUAAUAUCUUAUUGUUUUACCAAAUCUCAGUUGAAUAUUUUGAUCAAAAUAAUCAUUAAAAAUUGUAUUUUAAUUAGCAUGUAAAACAGAAUGCCCGAGUGAAGUUUCUGAAACCUUCAUUCCCUGAAUAAAACUUUGAAAUACAACCUCG